AUGGCUCAAUACACCAAAACAGGUGUACGUUCAUCAAAUUGUCCUUUAAACGGUAAUUUGAGAACCAAUGACGGAAUUAUCGAAAGUUGUAUUGCUGAUGUUAAAAAUUCUGUAUCAAAAGUGGUUGAAAGAAAUCUGGACUUAAUUUUGAAUUAUCCAAGGGAAGCAAAACAUUUCGUCCCAAAUAAUAUCGUAAACGGUGCCGUUUAUCAAAGAAACGCCUUAACGGAACCAAAAAUUACAAUACAGCUUCAUUCAGAUGGAACUGAUAUUAUGACGACUAAACACAAGAGUUGUUAUGCUACAACAGGAAGCGUCCUCGAGAUACCUCCACCUCGACGUGACCAUGUCAAAAAUAAAAUUUUGUUAUCAUUGUAUUUUGGGAAAAAAGAGCCAACAUCUGAACUACUACUUGAUGGACUUAUCAACAAAUUGAGUGAAUUACGUACCGCAGGAUUAGCUAUUACCCACAGAAAUCGAAAUGUAACGUUUAAAGUGAAUUUUCCAGGCGACAAAAAUGAAUUACCAUGCCGAGCUAUGAACUGGAAGAUUUCUCAGUUUAAUAGGUUCGACUGUUGUACUACUAAUUGUCUUCAGCAUGGCGAAACAAGAAACUCAAAUAAGGUUUAUUAUCCUUACACGCACACUACAAAUCCCCGUACACAUCAAAUGUUUGUCAAUGCAGCGCAGGUAGCCGAUUUGAGACGUACAACGACACAUAUCGCUGUAGUUCAAGAUAUGAGUUCUAUUUCAAUAACAGCGCCUCGUGGCACAUCUCGAACGAAUGAGCAAUAUGCUUUACCACAAAUGCCAGAUGGUCAACAUAAAAUCGUGCCCUUAAAUGAAUGUUUGUUAGCUGAAGAUCAUGAGCAUGUAUCAUACAAAUCAAAAAAAGAUUUAUUGUUAGUGUCAAAGGGUAAAUAA
Molecule: messenger RNA, 924 nt
Organism: Didymodactylos carnosus
Lineage: Eukaryota; Metazoa; Rotifera; Eurotatoria; Philodinida; Philodinidae
Source: the annotation of a GenBank genome assembly